GGCUAUGAGGAAGGGUGGAAGUUGUGGUGUUGGUGGUGGUAGUGAGGCGUUUGCGAUCAAAGAGGUGUUGCCAAACGCCUCAGAGUCAGAGAAGAGGACUAUAUCGCUGAUAAAUGGGAGCAUUUACACUUUUUUUUAAGCUUUUCUUUUUAAAAAUAAUUAACCUUUGAACCAUCGAACGGAAAAGUAACUUUCCACUUCUUGCAUAUUUAUUUUUUGUCGUCAACAAACCGAACCUCCAAACAGUCUCCAUUUGAGCCCCGACACGCGUGCCCAGUUGUGGGGCACAGGCAGGGCUCCAACAUGAAGAAAUAUGCUUAUUAAAUAGAAGAACAUUAGAAAUAGAGUUAUUGAACCAAGGCGGUCGGUGUAAUGAAGGACCGACUUGGGGAGUUCGCCGCUAACUGCACCCAGGUUGAGGAGGAGGUGGAGGUGGACAGAGAUUGUUUUAUGGAAGGAUUCUUCAGAAGAGUGGAAGACGUCAGAGGGCUUAUUGACAACAUCGCUUAUCAAGUGGAGGAGGUGAGGAAGAUGCACAGCACCAUCCUGUCGGCGCCCAACCCAGAUGAAGCAACAAAGCAGGGACUGAACAGGCUGACCAAUGACAUCAAAGGGACUGCCAACGUUGUGCGGGCUAAACUCAAGUCGAUUGAGCUCAGCCUACCUCAAGACGACAUGGCCCACAGAACCUCAGUGGACCACCGGAUCCAGAAGACACAGCACACGGUGCUUUCCAGGAGAUUUGUGGAGGUUAUGAUGAUGUACAACGAGACUCAAGUGUCCUUUCGGGAAAGGAGCAAAGGGAGGAUCCAGAGGCAGCUCGAGAUAACUGGAAGAGUGACCACAAACGAAGAGCUGGAGGACAUGCUAGAAUGCGGAAAUCCAUCCAUCUUCACUUCUAAUAUUAUUUCAGAUUCUCAAAUCACGCGGCAGGCGCUGAACGAGAUCGAGUCGCGUCACCAGGACAUCAUUCGUCUGGAGGCCAGCAUCAGAGAGUUGCGCACCAUGUUCAUGGACAUGGCCCUGAUGGUGGAGACCCAGGGGGACAUGGUCAACAACAUUGAGAAGAACGUCUCAACUGCCGCUGAGUACAUCGGCAUGGCGAAGGAGGAGACCAAAAAGGCUGUGCGGUACCAGAAGAAGUCACGCAGGAAAUUUGUUUUCCUUGCAUUUGCAAUAUUGAUCCUGAUUGCGGUCGUUGCACUUAUUGUUGGCCUGUCUGUUGGGCUAACUAAACCCCCUGCCUGAGAAUCACUCAUCACUUCCUCAGACCAUUCUCUACCUCAUCGAGGGUCGGGAAGGAGCCAUGGGUCUCAUACUCUUGGUUGGAAUCUUUGACUGAUGGAUCCUGUAGCAAAUCACCGUCAGCUGAGUCUGUGUCGGGUGUGGAGUCACUUAGUCAACCACAAAACCUAAAACAUGACCAAUCAACUUUUUUCCUCGCAUCCAUCCAUCUUGUUCAAAAUUCUUUCAACUAAUGGGUGCCUAAAGAAUAAAUCAUAUCAACACACAGCUCAAUCAACCCAAUUAUUCCUCCUGUAAGUACGUUUGAGCAUGUCUUCAUAGAAAAAAUAUAUAUAAACGAUGUAUAUGCUUGUAUUAUCUCUGAUUAUUAGGGGUCUGAGCAGCACAGCUGCUUGGUCCCCUUUUGUUUCUGUAACGUGUUCUUUUUCCUCUAAUUCUGUAAAAGUCAUACUGCAGCCUAUACCGUAAGUCGAAAACUCUUGAAAUGUUAAGGUAUGGUUAAUAAUAACUCCAACUACCCAUACAAAAGCUGGCGCUAUUGUAAAAAAUCAUGAAUUAGUCUUAUUUCUCCUCACCAGAUUGACCUGGACUCAAAAUUCUUUCAUAAUAUUAAUCUCUAGAAUCAGAUGCAUCUGUAAAACCCUUAUGCCCUAAAAAUGUUUACCUCUCCCACACUUUCAUAUUGAAGCCAAACAUAAUAAAAAGAUUCACAGGCUACCAAAAUAAUCGAAGAUUCACCAAAAUCGCCACAUAAAAUCUUUAGACCCAGCCUCACAAAAAUCAUCAAACAGAAUUUGUUUUAUUUAGUUCCAUUUGAGAAAUAUUGGCCAAUCAAUUUGGAGCAGUUAGCCCAUUUUUCUUAUAUGAUCAUUUUGUUAUUGUAUAAAAAAAGCAUACGACUAUCAUUAGGUGGAUACCAAUACCCCCCACUACCCAUAAACCCAAAUUGUAGUACUGCACCCAAGGGUGGUGCUAUUUAAAAAAAAGGUGAACUAGCCUUAUUUGUCCUUACCAGAUUGCGGUUAUAUUUAUUAUUGUCUCUUGUGAGGUUCUCAAUACUGGCAGAAAAUCAUACACAUAUGAAUUUUUGCAAGUUGUGUAAAUUGUUACCAAUAUUUUUGUAUCUUAUGCACACAACAUAUCCUUAUCCAAUGGAAUAUUUUGAUUAAAACACACAGAUUUUGUAUUUUCUAACCCGUGACCACCAAAGUGCCUUUAAGCAUUACUAUGAUGGUAAAACAUAACAAUGCUGUGUUUGGACGGACCAUAAAUGAUGACAAUUCUGGUUAUGGAAAAAUAAGUUGUUCUAUUCUUAUAUUGUCAUUUUGUAUCAAUCUUAUUGUGGGUAAUGUAAGUAAAUCAAAUGAACAGUACACUCCAAUAUAUCGUUAACCUUGGUUGAAGACAUUUUAGAUAAAAAGUUUAUUGAGCCGGGACAAAUACAUUGUACAUUGUUUCACAUAAAAUAUAAAA
Molecule: messenger RNA, 2718 nt
Organism: Gadus chalcogrammus (walleye pollock)
Lineage: Eukaryota; Metazoa; Chordata; Actinopteri; Gadiformes; Gadidae
Product: syntaxin-2-like
Exons: 11
Coding region: 373-1248 (291 amino acids)
Biological process (GO): intracellular protein transport; synaptic vesicle fusion to presynaptic active zone membrane; exocytosis
Cellular component (GO): endomembrane system; plasma membrane; SNARE complex
Molecular function (GO): SNAP receptor activity; SNARE binding
Source: RefSeq, a predicted model, not a curated record